Molecule: messenger RNA, 4978 nt
Organism: Thamnophis sirtalis
Lineage: Eukaryota; Metazoa; Chordata; Lepidosauria; Squamata; Natricidae
Source: RefSeq, a predicted model, not a curated record
GGACUCCAUGAAUUCAUUUUCCCUCUGGAAGAAAGAAAGAUGUUGUAGUUCAGAGCUGCUGCAUAUUCCACCCUAAGAAUUUACAUGAAAUUCUGUGGCACAGUUUCAGAAAUCAAAAAGGUCAUUCUUAUGCAAUAGGCUAAAAGUAAUUUCAAUGUGCAGGAUGAAAAAAUGGCACAGACACUGCUGGUACCACCAGGACCUGACAGUUUCUGCUUUUUUACUAGAGAAUCUCUUGCAGCUAUUGAAAAACGGUGCACAGAAGAGAAAGCGAAAAGGCCCAAACAAGAACAUACGGAUAACGAUGAUGAGAGUGGGCCAAAACCAAAUAGUGACUUGGAAGCAGGAAAAACACUUCCCUUUAUAUAUGGCGAUAUUCCUCCUGGAAUGGGGUCCGAACCAUUGGAGGACCUGGACCCUUACUAUAGCAAUAAAAAAACCUUCAUUGUGUUGAAUAGAGGGAAGACAAUUUUCCGAUUCAGUGCCACAUCUGCCUUGUACAUUUUAACCCCUUUUAAUCCUCUCAGAAAAAUUGCUAUUAAAAUUUUGGUACAUUCAUCUUCGUGUUUUCAAAUUAGCAAAAUCCUGGCCAACGUUAAAUAUGCUGAUCAAAAUUAUUGGCAACUCUGUUGGUGCUUUGGGAAAUCUGACUUUGGUCCUGGCCAUCAUUGUCUUCAUUUUUGCUGUGGUUGGUAUGCAGCUCUUUGGUAAAAGCUACAAGGAAUGUGUGUGCAAGAUCGCAGAAGAUUGUGAACUCCCUCGCUGGCACAUGAAUGAUUUUUUCCACUCUUUCUUGAUCGUGUUCCGAGUUCUUUGCGGAGAAUGGAUAGAAACCAUGUGGGACUGUAUGGAGGUUGCAGGCCAAACCAUGUGCCUUAUUGUUUUCAUGUUGGUCAUGGUGAUUGGAAAUUUAGUGGUAUUAAACCUGUUUCUAGCCUUGCUCCUGAGCUCCUUCAGUUCAGACAAUCUUGCUGCUACUGAUGAUGAUAAUGAGACGAACAAUCUCCAGAUUGCUGUAGCGAGGAUUCAGAAAGGAAUAGAUUACAUUAAGAAAAAAUUGGGAGAAAUUGUCCAAAAAGGCACAGUUAGAAAGCAGAAAGCUAUAGACGAUAUCAAAGUCCUUGAAGAACUAAACCACAAGAAAGAUGUCUGCAUUUCCAACCACACCAUGGCUGAAAUAACUAAGGAUGUUAAUUAUCUGAGAGAUGGAAAUGGAACGACCAGUGGUUUAGGAACAGGCAGCAGUGUGGAAAAAUAUAUUAUUGAUGAGAAUGAUUACCUGUCAUUUAUAAACAAUCCAGGCCUUACUGUAACUGUACCAAUCGCAGUGGGAGAGUCAGAUUUUGAAAAUAUAAACACAGAAGAAUUUAGCAGUGAAUCUGAGCUGGAAGGAAGCAAAGAGAAGAUAAAUGCCACCAGCUCAUCUGAAGGCAGUACUGUGGAUGUUGCCCUGCCAGGAGAGGGGGAGCAGGCAGAGAUUGAACCCGAAGAAGCUCUUGAGCCUGAAGCCUGUUUCACGGAAGGCUGCAUCCAAAAGUUCCCAUGUUGUCAAGUGAGUAUAGAAGAUGGCAAAGGAAAAAUCUGGUGGAAUUUUAGAAAAACCUGCUACUGCAUUGUUGAGCAUAACUGGUUUGAAACAUUCAUUGUAUUUAUGAUUCUCCUCAGCAGUGGUGCUCUGGCCUUUGAAGAUAUAUAUAUUGAACAGCGUAAGACUAUCAAGACAAUGCUGGAAUAUUCAGACAAAGUCUUCACAUACAUUUUCAUUCUAGAAAUGCUUUUGAAAUGGGUGGCCUAUGGCUUCCAGAUUUAUUUCACAAAUGCCUGGUGUUGGCUGGAUUUUUUAAUUGUUGAUGUUUCAUUGGUCAGUUUAGUAGCCAAUGCACUAGGCUAUUCUGAAUUAGGAGCCAUUAAAUCACUUCGAACACUAAGAGCAUUGAGGCCUUUAAGAGCUCUGUCACGUUUUGAAGGAAUGAGGGUGGUUGUUAAUGCCCUUGUUGGAGCAAUUCCCUCCAUUAUGAAUGUGCUUCUGGUUUGUCUCAUAUUUUGGCUGAUCUUUAGUAUUAUGGGUGUGAAUCUCUUUGCUGGCAAAUUCUACCAUUGCGUUAAUACCACAACGGGUGAAAUGUUCAACAUCAGUGAUGUCAACAAUAAAACUGAAUGCGAUGAGCUAAUACACAACAAUCAGCAAGCCCGAUGGAAAAACGUGAAAGUUAACUUUGAUAACGUUGGGGCUGGUUAUCUUGCUCUGCUUCAAGUUGCUACUUUUAAAGGGUGGAUGGAUAUUAUGUAUGCGGCUGUUGAUUCACGGGAUGUAGAAGAACAACCCUAUUAUGAGGAUAACCUAUAUAUGUAUCUUUACUUUGUUAUCUUCAUCAUCUUUGGAUCAUUUUUUACCUUAAACCUCUUCAUUGGUGUCAUUAUAGAUAAUUUCAAUCAGCAAAAGAAGAAGUUUGGAGGACAAGACAUUUUUAUGACAGAGGAACAGAAAAAAUAUUACAAUGCAAUGAAAAAGCUGGGUUCCAAAAAACCACAAAAGCCGAUACCAAGACCAGGGAAUAAAUUUCAAGGAUUAGUCUUUGACUUUGUAACCAAACAAGCCUUUGACAUCACUAUCAUGAUUCUUAUUUGCCUUAAUAUGGUCACCAUGAUGGUUGAAACAGAUGACCAAAGUAAAGAAAUGGAAAUUAUUUUAUCCAGGAUUAACUUGGUAUUCAUAAUUCUUUUCACUGGAGAAUGUGUACUCAAACUGAUUUCACUUCGUCAUUAUUAUUUUACCAUUGGCUGGAAUAUUUUUGAUUUUGUCGUCGUCAUUCUCUCCAUUGUAGGAAUGUUCCUCGCAGAGAUUAUUGAGAAAUAUUUUGUGUCCCCCACCUUGUUCCGAGUAAUUCGACUUGCCGAAGAAAGUGCUGAACCUCUGAGCGAGGAUGAUUUUGAGAUGUUCUAUGAAGUCUGGGAAAAGUUCGAUCCAGAUGCAUCCCAAUUUAUAGAAUAUAGUAAACUUUCCGAUUUUGCUGCUUCAUUGGAUCCUCCUCUUCUGAUUGCCAAACCAAACAAUGUUCAGCUAAUUUCAAUGGACCUGCCCAUGGUGAGUGGCGAUAGAAUCCACUGCCUUGACAUCUUGUUUGCUUUUACAAAGCGUGUCUUGGGAGAAAGCGAAGAAAUGGAUUUACUCAGAGUGCAGAUGGAAGACCGCUUCAUGGCAGCCAAUCCAUCCAAAGUUUCAUAUGAACCAAUCACUACCACAUUAAAGCGAAAGCAGGAGGAGGUGUCCGCUACCAUUAUCCAGCGGGCUUUCAGGCAUUUCCUCCUCAAACAGAAAGUUAAAAAAGUAACUUCUAUGUAUAAUAAAGAAAAAUGCAGAGAUGGCGAGGUCCUACCCAUCAAAGACGUGACCUCUGAUAGGUUUAAUGGGAAUUCCAGUCCAGAGAAAACCAAUGAGAGUUCCUCGACCACCUCUCCCCCUUCCUAUGAUAGUGUUACUAAGCCAAACAAAGAGAAAUAUGAAAAGGGCAAAACAGAGAGAGACUUUAAAGGGAAAGAUAUAAAAAUUAGCAAAAAGUGAAAAACGAUCAUUUGUAUUAUUUGUUCUUCAACCUGUUUACAGCCUUUGAAGGGGAUGUAUUUGUCAGCAAAGCUCCACUGGAGAGUUAUGCUAAACUGUCAGCAUUUAUAAAUAUAAAACCUGUAUAUCUAUGUAUAGAUAUAGACAUACAAAGAUAUGUCUCUAUACAGAUAUGUACGCUCUCUUUCAAGGUUAGUGCCUAUAACAAGACAGUGACCCCCCUAGUCACCGGACCUUAACUCUGGAAAUGGAGUGGCAGCCUUCAUUGCUCUAGCUGAAAAAGAGAAAAGGAACGACAUUGCUGCUCAGCAUAAAGUGGGCAAAGCUAUCACGCGUUCAGCAAGUCACAAGACACUUAAUUCAGUAAGUGUUCUCACUGUGUGUGUUCUUCAGCAGCCACAUUUGCCAUAUUUUCGCAUGUGCGCACGCGCACACGCACACACACACACAAAUACACAUUAUAGGUGAAUUUAUCAUUUUUUAAAAAAAAAAAUUCGCAGGGUGUUUAUAUAUGUGACUAUUUUUGUAAAUGGGGUUUCUGUUGUGGGAGGGAAGGGAUGGAGGAAGUAGGACCAGGUGUUCCACUCUCUAAUUCUCUAUAACCUUCAGACAGGGGAAGCAAUUUGCUCGAAGAGAUGCUGCGCGCUCCUAGAUUGUGUGUUGGAACCCUUGUGGCAUCAUCCAGUACAGGUUUUCACUGUUUGCUAUUUCAGCUUGGAGCAAUUUUAUACUUUCUGUUACGUGGCAACCUCUUAGCCCUACUAUUUAUACCAAUUCCAAGUUGCAUUAUUUUUUAUGCUGGUUACCAAAUCAGAAAGGGUGCACAUGCACAUACUUAUGUUUGUGUCUGUGUGUGCUAGCACACGUUGCACACACACACACACAUACAAGGAAUAUCUUAGUCCUAGGGAUUUGUCUCAACCCAGUCCCUUUGCCUAAGAUAGGAUUAUCUUUGCACUGAACAAUCACUUAGGUCACAGGUUAAUUCCUAAUACAUUGCAGCAGAUGGGAACAAGGACUACACAAAUGUCCUGUGUCGGAGCCGCCUGUUGAUUCAAAGUCACAGUUAAAACGUUCAGAGGGGAAAAAAAUAGAAAAAGAAAAUGCCCUGAAAGAAUGGACAAAAAAAAUUAGGAUUCUAUUUUGUCUUAAAAUACUGCGUAAUCAGCUGCUCUCUGUAUAGUAUAUGCCUACAUUCUUUUUAAAAAUAAUAUUGCUACAGGUAUAAGUUGCAAAGACCUGUUUGUACAUAUUUGAGCCUACAGUUGUUCUGGACACAACAUUAUUUCUGCAAACAUGUGCCCUAACAGGCCUAGCUUGCAAACUAUUGACAAAUCCUCGUACUCUGUGCCAUUAUAGAUAAUUUUGAUGGAAGAUGCUGAAGCUUGUGAAUAUUGCCAUUGCUACCAGUGUACU